Messenger RNA from Oncorhynchus gorbuscha (pink salmon), 2377 nucleotides. RefSeq names its product G-protein coupled receptor 143-like. Gene Ontology annotation, biological process: G protein-coupled receptor signaling pathway; melanosome organization; regulation of calcium-mediated signaling. The record is from RefSeq and is a predicted model, not a curated record. Gene Ontology annotation, cellular component: melanosome membrane; plasma membrane. Lineage: Eukaryota; Metazoa; Chordata; Actinopteri; Salmoniformes; Salmonidae. Bases 168 to 1421 code for a protein of 417 amino acids. The transcript has 9 exons. Gene Ontology annotation, molecular function: L-DOPA binding; dopamine binding; L-DOPA receptor activity.
UUACCAAUGUGGGGCAGUUAAACCCUGACUGGAAGGAUUAAAUAGAAGCACAUGAUGAUUCAACCCGUGGUUUUCACUUGAAACAGACCUCAUGCCACGGACUAAAUGAAUGAAUUUUCCUUUCUUUUCUCCCCUGACACCGUAGCCUGCUUCUUUCCAUCGAGUCCAUGAUGGCAUCCCCAAGGCUGGAGACGUUCUGCUGCCCAAACCGAGACGCAUCGACCGAAUUUGUCAUUACUUUUCAGCCCCUCUUCUUUGGCGCCAUUUGCAUCGGUAGCGCAACUUUAAGUUUGAUAUUUUCUAUUUUACAAAUUUUGCCCAAACGUAGGGGUUACAGGCGCCUUGGACAGUACCCUCUUCCCAAACCAGCGUCUUCGUGGAGAAUAUUGUUUAUCAUCAGCAUAUGUGAUAUACUGGGAUGUGCAGGUAUCAUAGUGAGGUCAUCCAUCUGGCUGGGCCUGCCCAACCUUGUCAGGGGGAUCAAUGUGGCCAACAACAGCGACAUGUGGCCAGAGGUGUUCUGUGUCGGCAGUGCAAUGUGGAUCCAGCUGUUCUUCAGUGCAUCCUUCUGGUGGACCUUCUGUUAUGCUGUGGAUGUCUUCCUGGUGGUCAGAAGAUCUGCAGGAAUCAGUACCAUCAUCCUCUAUCACAUGAUCACAUGGGGUCUGGCCGUGUUGCUGUGUGUGGAGGGUGUGGCUAUGCUCUACUACACAUCCAUCUCCAGCUGUGAAAAUGGCCUGCAGCAUGCCAUUCCUCACUACAUUACUACCUACGCUCCUCUAAUGCUGGUGCUUAUAGUCAACCCUACACUGUUCGCCAGGACUGUGUCUGCAGUGACAGCAUUAUUGAAGGGACAACAAGGGAUCUACACAAAAAAUGAGAGACGCCUGGGAACAGAGAUAAAAAUACGCUUCUUCAAAAUCAUGCUGGUCUUCUUUAUUUGCUGGAUUCCCAACAUCAUCAAUGAGAGCCUGCUGUUUUACCUGGAGAUGCAGACAGACAUAAAAGCCAGUGACCUGAAAAAUAUACGAAACACAGCCCUCAUCACUUGGUUUAUCAUGGGGAUCCUGAACCCCAUGUCAGGCUUCCUCAACACGUUGGCCUUCCAUGGCUGGACGGGCUUUGAUGUGGACUGCAGCCUGCAGAGGAGAAGGGAGCUGGCCUGGGAUUCAGCCUCCACCUCGGCGGCUAACAACCCCAUCGUGGGCUCCACCCUGCUCUACCAGAGCCACGCCCAGGAGGCCAAGAACAUGACCGGCAAGAACAUCAAGGGCAAUGGGCAGCCAGCCUCUGAUGCCAUCAGCGUCCUAUCAGAAGGUUCAGAGUCUAGUACAAUUGAAAUCGACAUUUCCACUGAGCACCAAGACUAUGAGGAUAUAGACGCAGAUGGAGAAUCAUUGGAGAGUUCUGCAAGGCACUAGCUGCUGCAUCACCUGCUGCCAGCCUCCACUCUCCAUCUUGUUUUGUCUCUCCCCCACUGAGUUUUAGACCCUGUCCCCAUCCGCUGUUUGAAAACCCUCAACUCAGACACCUCUUUAGAUCCAACAGCAGAGUUAAAAAUGAUCUGUCUACCUAUACCAUUUCAUUUAUUUCGCUCUUAAGAACUGCUGUAGCAAAGUCAUAGGCUUGAUGUUGUCACAGAACAACAUGACACAUUUGGCCACCAGUCUGCUCCUCUAAUGUCACGACGAUACAUAACAGGACCAGUUAAUUUGCCUCAUCACUGGACACCCUCUUAAAUCGCCAUUUGCUAAAUACAGUGUGGUGUUACAUUAUUGAACUAUCACCUGUACAGUAAUGGAAUAGUCCCUGAGGCUACCUUAUAUUCCUGCUUUAGCAAACUGGCUCAAAUUAAGAUCUUACAUCUUGAUCCAGUAUUACUGCCCUAUAUGACAUGUUCACAUAAUUAGCCCCCAAAAGCAUAAAAUAAUGUGAAUAUCUUUUCUGAGAUGCUAUUUAGAGGAAAACAAUUUGUAGUUGGGGUUUUUAUAAUUACAUGUUUUACAUUGCACUUUGAUUCUAUUUUAUACAGUAUUAAACAUCAAACAAUUAUUGAGGUGGUGUUAUCUUUAACCCAAAUUGAAGCAGGGUGUCACGCCCUGACCUUAGAGAGACUUUUUUAUUCUCUAUUUGGUUAGGUCAGGGUGUGACUUGGGUGGGCAAAUCUAUCUGUUCUAUUUCUUUGUUGGCCGGGUAUGGUUCCCAAUCAGAGGCCAUCGUUGUCUCUGAUUGGGGAUCAUACUUAGGCAGCCUGUUUUCCACCUGAGUUUGUGGGAUCUUGAUUUUGUUAGUUGCUGUAUAGCCUGCAGAACUUUACGUUCAUUUAUCUUUUGUUGUUUUUUUGGUGUUCAUCAAAAUAAAGAAAGCUGUACGCAUA